Molecule: messenger RNA, 885 nt
Organism: Aspergillus wentii DTO 134E9
Lineage: Eukaryota; Fungi; Ascomycota; Eurotiomycetes; Eurotiales; Aspergillaceae
Product: sulfotransferase family protein
Exons: 2
Coding region: 1-885 (294 amino acids)
Source: RefSeq, a predicted model, not a curated record
AUGGAGCUUCUCGAAAAAUCCCUCUACGCCGUUCCCCCGGUCCCCCGGCGAACACGCACAAAAACGAUGAAAGUGCUGGCGCUGGGCAUCUCCCGCUCUGGCACUGAAUCCCUGGCCCUGGCGCUGCGGAUGCUGGGCUAUGAUCACGUCUUUCACGGGUUGGAACUUGUUGAGCAGAACACGUGGGAGCCUUGGGUGAGACUUGCGCGCAGGAAAUGGGGCAUCAAGGCAGACAGUGCAUAUCAGAUGGGCUGGUCAGGCAUCACCCGUGAUGAAUUUGAUGUGCUGCUGGGUCACUGCGAGGCUGUCACGGAUAUGCCGUGUGCGGUCUUUGCGUCUGAGCUUAUCAAGGCGUAUCCCGAGGCAAAGGUGAUUCUGAAUCAUCGGGCUGUGGAUUCGUGGUAUAAGAGUGCGGUGAAUGUGUAUAGCCCGCUGAUGGGGGGGAUGCUGUAUCAUGUUCUGCCUUGGUUUAAUGCGGAUGUAUACUGGGAGCGACAGUUUGUGGAUGAUCUGGUGAAGCCUUUUUACCAUGGCUCUGUCAUUCGUCACGGAAAAUCCGUGUACGAGGAGCAUUGUGCCCGAGUCAGAGGGUCUGUUCCUGCUGAUCGGCUGUUGGAGUGGACGGUUGAAGAUGGAUGGGAGCCGUUGUGCGAAUUCCUGGAAAAAGACAUUCCAUCCGACGACUUCCCGAGAGGAAAUACAGCCGAUAUAACACUCGGACGAUUCGACAACGGCAUGCCCAAGUCUGUUGUCGCAGCCCAGCGCAGUCUGGUCAUCUCGACAGUCUCCAUAGGACUGGUGGCAGCAUGGGGAGUUUCCAAGACAGGAUGGGGGAUUCAUGCAUACAAGGCAUGCAUCGAUAUGGUGCAAUCUGUCAGACAAUAG